This is a messenger RNA of Solenopsis invicta (red fire ant), 8230 nucleotides long. It is a transcript of the gene Khc, whose product is annotated as kinesin heavy chain. The record is from RefSeq and is a predicted model, not a curated record. Gene Ontology annotation, molecular function: microtubule binding; ATP binding; microtubule motor activity. Gene Ontology annotation, biological process: microtubule-based movement. NCBI's taxonomy places the organism in Eukaryota, Metazoa, Arthropoda, Insecta, Hymenoptera, Formicidae. The transcript is spliced from 14 exons. Bases 769 to 3699 code for a protein of 976 amino acids.
AGGUAGGCCGUGUAGCCGCCACCGCAGCGUGCGAUCGCCUCCGUCCUCGCUGCCUGCAGCGGAAGAGAACGGUACGCUCGCGGGGGGCUUGCGAUUUUCGAAUUGAACAAGAGCGCGAAGGAGCGAGAGAGAAAGAAAGAAGACGGGUGGGAGGAAGGGAGAGAGUGAUAGAUUCGAAGGUGCAGGCGGGCGGGUCCUGCCAAAGUGUCGUCGCCUGACGCAAAGAGGAUUGUGUACUCGUAGUGAACCUCGUGGUCCAGGAUCAAAUCCAGUCAGUCAAGCAGCCAGCCAGCCAGCCACUCAUCGGUCGCCAUCUUGCUGCUCGCCGAGAGAACCAGGAGAGAACGGUGACAGACAGACCCGCUAUCGGCGCGCGACGAGGUGAGAGAGAAAGAGCGAGAGCGAUUGUGACAGUGGGGAAGGAGGGGAAAGAGAGAAGGAGACAGAUAUAGAUAGACGACGGUUCCUUCAUGCGGUACGCGCCUAUGCCAACCCGUCGCCUAUGUCUCGCUCCACGUACAAUCGCAGCCGAGGAUAGUCGGAAGCAGCGGAGGAUAGCCUAAGAAGAGGAGGCGGAGGAGGAGGUGGUGGUGGUGGUGAAGAGUAUCGGCCGCGCUGAUACUACCAGUCGAGUGCUAAGUACACACUUACCACACGUACACAGACAAAGGCGCGCGCGCACACGCACGCACCUUCGUCAUCGUCGUCGUCGUCGUUGUCGUCGUCGUCGUCGUCGUCGUCGUCGUCUCACCGUCGCCUCCACUCGCAAUGGCAAUGGAGACGCCGAGGGAGCGAGAGAUCGCUGCCGAGGACAGCAUCAAGGUGGUCUGCAGGUUCCGGCCACUCAAUGACUCCGAGGAGAAGGCCGGCUCCAAGUUCAUCGUCAAGUUCCCAUCCGGCAACGACGACAACUGCAUCUCCAUCGGGGGCAAAGUAUACCUCUUUGAUAAAGUAUUUAAACCGAAUGCUACACAAGACAAAGUCUACAAUGAAGCCGCAAAAUCUAUCGUCACAGAUGUUCUGGCAGGAUAUAACGGAACCAUUUUUGCAUAUGGUCAAACAUCGUCAGGUAAAACGCACACAAUGGAGGGAGUCAUUGGCGAUCCGAACAAACAGGGAAUUAUUCCACGAAUUGUCAAUGACAUCUUCAAUCAUAUCUAUGGCAUGGAGGAGAACUUGGAAUUUCAUAUCAAAGUGUCAUACUUUGAGAUUUACAUGGAUAAAAUCAGGGAUCUUCUCGAUGUGUCUAAGGUUAAUUUAAGCGUACACGAAGACAAGAACCGCGUGCCGUUCGUGAAAGGUGCGACCGAGCGGUUUGUUUCUAGUCCUGAGGAGGUGUUCGAAGUGAUAGAGGAAGGGAAGUCAAACCGGCACAUCGCCGUGACCAACAUGAACGAGCACAGCUCACGUUCCCAUUCCGUUUUCCUUAUAAAUGUUAAACAAGAGAAUUUGGAGAAUCAAAAGAAGCUUUCCGGCAAAUUGUACCUUGUCGAUUUAGCCGGUUCCGAAAAGGUUUCUAAGACCGGUGCAGAAGGAACGGUGCUAGAUGAAGCGAAGAACAUUAACAAAUCUCUGUCUGCACUUGGUAAUGUAAUCUCGGCCUUGGCUGACGGCAAUAAGACUCACAUUCCUUAUCGUGACUCCAAGCUAACGAGAAUUUUGCAAGAAUCCUUGGGUGGCAACGCCAGGACCACGAUUAUCAUCUGUUGCUCUCCCGCUAGUUUCAACGAAUCCGAAACGAAAUCAACUUUAGAUUUUGGUAAACGCGCUAAGACUAUUAAGAACGUCGUAUGCGUGAACGAAGAAUUGACGGCCGAAGAAUGGAAACGUCGAUACGAACGCGAGAAGGAGAAAGUGGCGAGAUGGAAGGGCAAAGUGGACAAAUUGGAGGCAGAAUUGUCGCGUUGGCGGCAGGGUGAGACUGUCAAACCCGAGGAGCAGGUCAGCCUUAUUGAGGGACCGGAUGUUACCACACCGAUUACCGCACCCAUUGAAGCCAAACUGGACGACAAGAUCAACAGUCCGAUGCCUGCUACUCCUGGCGGCGGUCUCAUGAUCGGUUCCCUCUCGAACGAGGAGAGGCAGAAGCUCGAGGAGGAACGCGAAAGACUGUAUCAACAGUUGGAUGAUAAGGAUGAGGAAAUCAAUCAGCAGUCGCAGUACGUCGAGAAGUUGAAGGAGCAGAUGGAUGAACAGGAGGAACUUAUCGCCAGCGCGAGGCGAGAUUACGAACAAUUACAACAGGAGAUGAACCGAAUACAGCAGGAGAACGAGAGUGCUAAGGAGGAAGUGAAAGAGGUGUUGCAAGCACUGGAAGAACUUGCAGUCAAUUACGAUCAAAAGUCGCAAGAGGUUGAGCUGAAAAACAAGGAACAGGAAUCAAUGACGGAAGAGCUUCUGUCUAAACAAGUAGCUCUGAACAACACUGCAUCCGAAUUGCAACAAUUACGUGACAUGUCGGCCCAUCAAAGAAAACGCAUUGCGGAGAUGUUAGCAAAUUUCCUAAAAGACUUGGGGGAGAUUGGUGUAGCUAUCGGUGGCGAGUCUAACGAAAAUCUAAAGAUUGCUCCGCCGGAGAGCAACGGUAAACUGGAGGAGGAGUUCACGGUAGCGCGGUUGUUCAUCAGCAAGAUGAAGUCCGAGGUGAAGAAUUUAGUCCAGCGAUGUCAGGGAUUAGAAAGCUUCCAAACAGACUGCAACAAGAAAGUUUCCGAAUAUGAGAAGGACUUGGCUGAAUGCCGGCUGUUAAUCUCGCAACACGAGGCACGCAUGCAAACGCUGACGGAAUCGAUGAAGGAGGCCGAGACGCGCAAGCGAGCCUUGGAGGAAGACGUAGACGCGUUGCGCGAGGAAUGCGCCAAGUUGAAGGCCGCUGAACAAGUACAGGCGGUCACCAACAAGGAGAAGGCCGAGGAGAAAGAGGCGGCGACGAAGAUGCGUGUGGCCUUAGAGGAGCAGAUGGAUCAGCUGAGGGAUGCGCAUCAAAAACAGGUUGCCGCGCUUAGGGACGAACUUUCCGAGAAGCAGGAGCUAAUCAGCGAGCUCAAAGAUCUCAAUCAGAAGUUUACUCUGGCGCACCAACAAAUGCAGGCCGAUUACGAACGGCUGAAGCAAGAGGAGGCUAAUAAAUCGGUCAAGCUGCAGGAGCUUUUGCUAUUGAACGAGCGCCGAGAACAAGCAAGAAAAGAUCUCAAAGGUUUGGAAGAUACGGUAGCCAAAGAACUGCAGACCUUGCACAAUCUACGCAAAUUGUUCGUUCAGGACCUGCAGGCUAGAAUAAAGAAGACUAUUAAUGCAGAGGAUAAUGAGGAUGAUGGUGGUUCUCUCGCGCAAAAACAGAAGAUAUCUUUCUUGGAGAAUAACCUAGACCAACUGACGAAGGUGCACAAACAACUCGUCAGAGAUAACGCAGAUCUCCGCUGCGAGCUGCCUAAACUAGAGAAACGAUUGCGGGCGACGAUGGAACGUGUCAAGGCUCUGGAGACAGCGCUGCGCGACGCCAAGGAGGGCGCGAUGCGAGAUCGCAAGCGCUAUCAAUACGAGGUGGACCGGAUCAAGGAGGCGGUCCGACAAAAGAAUCUGGCGCGACGCGGGCCGAGCGCGCAGAUCGCGAAGCCGAUUCGGGCCGGUCAGCACCACCUGAGUAACGUCAAUGCCAUCAGAACCGGCAAUCGUGAUAUGGGUAACAGCGUACAGUGAUCGUGAUCGCAUAAUGCCAAAAUACCCUUCACUUUUACAGAAAACGAAUGCAAGAACGCUUUCAUCGAUGAAAACAAAAGAAUUCCAGCGGCUCUUAUGUAUAACGGAUAUGCAUAAAUGUUACAAUUAUUAUUAUAAAGUAAGGGCAUAGUACUAUAUUAUCCGCAAGGAGAGAGCACCGCCAGUUCUUUUAAUUGUUUCUUUCCUCUUUUUCUCAGAGCAAGCAUGUGCUUAGGUAUAUAUAAGAUAAGUGCAUUAAAUAAAUUAUAUACAUGUACAUGUAUAUACGACACCUAUGAGACAUAUAUGUAUGUACAUGUGUAUGUCACAAGUGCUGCAUGUCCUGUCGAUGUAAAUAGUUAAUUUUUAUAAAUUAUUUAAUUUAAUGUCAUAUAUAAAUAUAUAGAUAUAUAUAUUUGCAUGAUAAUAAUUCGAUUAUAGAUAUUGAAUUGUAUGUCUGAAACGCGUACGAAUUACACGGAGGAGUCUCUUGCCACUCCCACGAAAUAAUUUAUACUUUAGUGUUUUCUAUUUAAAUCGCACUCAGUCUAAAAACUGAGAAUCAAGAAAAACUCUUGCCGCAAUCUUACGAGUUCGUAGUGAGGAUCGCGUGAUCACGUCGAUCAGGAUCCUCGAGGAUCUCGGGAAAGAGGCAACGAAGACUUAACGCAUUUAGUUCAAAUACUAAUUAAUUCACUAAUUGAGAAGACGAUCGGACAUGCGGCUUCGAGCGAGUGUAAAGAUGAUCGCGGCUUACACAAGUAUUCGUAAUUGUAAGAAAUCUCUCUGCUAGCUGAUAAAAAUACCUCGCAAUAAGAGCGCACGGUGAAAACUUGUGUCCACUCGUCGCUAAAGAACUUACGAUCGUGAAACAAAUUAAACAGAUAACGUAAUGUAUUGUACGUCCCUAGAUGCUCAAUAUUAUUGAUUGUCUGAACGCUAUGUCGAAAGUUUGUACACUAUAUUGUGCAAUUUGUUUCCUAAUUUUGCUCAGACGUUGAUUAACUCUUGUUAUAAAUUUUGUUGAACGCAGUCGCUACAUGCUUCUGAUAACAAUUAAAUAAAGUCAGACAUUAAGCUCAUAAUAUACAGAAGAAAACAGUUCAUAUUUAUGUUAAAAUUUUUGUGUUGAAAUCUAUCCAUAUUGUGUCAGAUCCCAAAUUUGUGCGAUGAUUCUUAAACUGGAACGAUAUAUAUAGAUACUGUUUCGUGCUGAUGCUUGAUGCUUGAUGCUUGUUCUCAGAGUUAAGAUAAAUAACGUGAUCAGAAAUAACCAUUCAGUUUUAUUAAUUGACGUUAAAUCUAAUAAAGUCUAUUAACGAUAAAAAUACACCCUCAUAUGUAACGUUUCAAAGAAAUACAUUUCGAUUGACACGAUAUAUUGUACAAAUCCUCAACUUAGCCUGCAAUUGAUUAAUAAUAUUGAGCGAUUAGAAGGAAUCAAUCGUGGAAGUGAAAUUGAUAUUGUUUAGAGAUCCUCCAAUCAAAAUCUGACUACAAGGCGAUUUCCUGACGAGAUCCUGAGAGAAAGAGGGGGGGGGGAGGUAUACAUUCAUUAACUCUUUAUCUCAUUUCCUUCCUCUUCUAUCUUUGUCUUAUCUUUUUCUCUGUCUCAGGGGUUGGCAAAACAUGUCAAUCAAUCAAAACUGGCUGUCUCGCUGGCCAGAUUCUGAUUGCAGUAUCUUUACCGGGAAGAACGGCAUUGUGGAAGUAUCUAAGAAUUUAGCUAGAUGCAUCCGACUAAAUUUUUAGACACUUCCACAAAACCAUUCUUUCCAUAUAAAUUUUGUCCGAGCGCGAAAGAUGACAAUUCGAACCGAGUUCUAGCGUUGUGGGUAUCGAGACCAAGAGCCCGCCAGUGCGCAUUCUUGCCGAAGGGCACGCUUGAUCCCCGGUCAAGCGAGGAAUUGCCUCUCCAGAGCUCUCGCGUCACGGCGGCCGGUCCGCGUGCGGUCUCAGUGCGAGGAAAAUUCACAAGGACCUACUCCGCGACAGGAAAGUAGAGCGAUUUGAACCAUCUAUAUUAUGCGUAUACAGCGUACAGCUCGCCGACCAUUUCUCUCGCGUGCGUCUAAUUUAGAUUAAUUUAUCUCCGAUACGCUCCUUUUGCUGCUCCCUGGCGACCAUCGAGCGACGAGAAGAUGCCUCGGCCUUCCUCCGGCGAGCCUCUCGGACUUUCUUCUUCCUCGCUUCUUCCGACUACGAGUGAGCGGUGAAACCCUUUGUGAAAUCUACUUGUCGCGUGUCUUGAAAAGAAGGAAAGAAGAGGAAGAAAGGAAAGUGGAGGAAACUCUUCGUCGGAGUUUCGCGCUCACGCGUUUCUCAUUCGCGGCGUCAUUGAUCCUUUUCGAGAGCUCCUCACUUUUUUCUUGUUAAACUUAGAGUUCAGUUCUCUCGCGAUCGUUAUUUUCUACGCUCUUUUUUCCGCCCAAUUUUACACACGAAAUAUUGUACGUCUCUUUAUAAAUCUGUUUUACAAGGCUUCUCUAUAUAUGAUUGCGCGCUCUUGAGAUAGCCGUAUCGUUGCUAAUUUAUAAAUCGCGAUAAGAUACGAAUCGCCCGACUACGCGAAUGGCCCGGGCCGACGCUGACGAUGGCCUUUCACGGCACUCGUGCAUUUCCCCGUUACUCCGCGAUAUCCUGCGUUUAUUGUCGCUCUCACAAUCGCGCGCAUAAUCGAUGCGUAAUCUGCCUCCGUCGCGAGCGAGAGAGCCUAUUUAUUAAGAUACAAAUACGUUUUUCGAUCCUCCUCGGACGCGAAAAUUCUCAGAUCUGUGCUAAACUUGUGAGAGCGCUCGCGGGAUUUGUUUAACGAUAAUGAGUAGAGGUUGCACCUUCGUGGUAGCUUUUUCGUGGAGCACGGGGAAGCGAGUAAUGUAAAGUAAACGCGACUCGAAAAGAAGUAUUCGACUAAUACUUGUAUUCUUUUCUAUCACACACCAUCUCCAGGUUCUCUCUUAACUUUUGUGAUAUAUAACUGUAUCGAGGACGACGAAGUUGCGUUCUUUUUUUUUUUCAUCCCUCUUUGCUCUUACGUGGGCGAAGACGGCCGACAAGCGUGUGGUGCAUUAAUGCGAGUGCAAUUAUCGUUAAGCUAUUUUUGUCGGGUAUAUGUAAAUAUACGAAAUAUACAUAUAUAUAUAUACAAUACAAUGUAACGUGUCACGUUAGUUUCGCGAACGGAACGAUAGAAAGGAGAGGGUACGUUCCCCUCCGUGGUGAAAGAAAGAAGGCAAGCAUACGUUCUAUGCACGAUUGUAUUUAUCGCAGAUAUAAUACACACACACUUAUAAUGUUAAUGUUUCUCUCUUCGACGCGCGUCCCUCUUUAGACGCCGAUGAAUGUAUUUCUCUCCUCUCUGUUCCCAAACCGCCUUCCCAAUUGUGUUGCGCUGAAAAUUGUAAUCCGCGAGUUUCCCUUUUUCCUGCCGAUUAAUUAAAUUAAUCAUCAGCUUCGACAAAACAAUUGUAAUUCCGCGACCGUCGAGAUUUUCGACCCCUUCCCCUCCCCCCAUCCCUUUUCGCGACGUAAUUGAGAAGCUAAAAAGAGAUUACGUAAGAAAAUCGUGUAAGAAAUCGCUAUACCGAUCUUUGUGAUAGAUGAUAACAAUCCCUCAUAAGCGCAACAGCAACGAUCGAUUCUUAUUAUUAAUGAUGUAUGUGUAAUGUAUCGAAUAACGUUCGCCGACGUGCGCGGAGCGCAGACAGAGCUAUUGGUAUAUUAUUUUCGUAACGUCUCCGGUGUGUCUGAGUAAAGAAAGAAAAAGAUAAUGUUAAAAUAAUGCUACACUACACACUUAUAUUCGCAGUCAAGUAGGCGAGAUUAUAACGAUUUAUGUGCACGCAGCCAUCCAGUCACUGUUAAAGAGGAGGUCGAUCUACAACCGCUAAAUCCCUUCGUCUCGACGACGAGCGAAGAGCGCCUUCUUCGUUUCUUUAUCGCGAUCUUUCGGAGGGAAAGAGGAAAAAAAAUAGGAUCUCCCGUUCCGUUGUUUCGAGAGAUCCGAUCUCACAGAGAGAAUCUCAGCGAGCAAAGAACGUAAUAACGGAGUUCUCCGACGACUUUUGUGUAACGAUCUUAUUUUUUCGUCGUGCGAGAAUGCUUUUCGCAUCAGCGAGAUCGAGUUCAGAUCUACCUCAUCUGAAACAGCAAAGUAGCGAAAGUGAGAUAAAAAGAAAACCGUGAAAAAAAGAAACGCAUAGCUGCAAUUCUAAACAAUUUUUUUUCUAGACAUUAGGUGGUAGUAAAUUUGUAUGCAGGGUGUAGAAGAGAGGCUGUAGCUACAAGGUACUAUAUAAAUUGUAAUACAAUAUUCUUCUCGGAUUAAAACUGUAAUUUUAAGGUGAUAUCGUUAUACUAUUAUCAUUAUUCAAUUAUCGAAACGAGACAAUGCUUAUAUUGAAGAAAGAACAAGGAAAAUCACACGUCUGUAUUCACUUAUUUAUUUAUUGUCGCACCGCAUAUUGUCCCGGCGAAGUAAUCUCCGAAAGAAAUAUAUUUAUAAGGUAAUAAUAAAAAAAAAUAUAUUAUA